AUGGCCACCGAUAAACAACACCAGAAAAGAGAUGGGGAGGAAGAGGAAGAAGAGGAAGACCUCCUUGCUGCUCUUGAAGCAGAAGAAGACGACCCCAAAUACCGCGCCAACCGUAUAAAACAGCUUCAAUCAGAGUUAUCCGACACCAAGUCCGCUGCCCAAAACUCCAAUAAUACCUCCAAUACCACGUUCGACGCCGGUACGUCGGAGGUGACUUCGCUAUCUACGGGGACAGACGCCGUUGUGACGACCCUACUCAACAAUUCCCUUUACCCAACUCUCCCAAACGACCAGUCGCUCCUAGACUUCUCCACGCAAAUAUACCGAUGCGUUAUCCAUUUCUUCCACUCCGGUUUUGCGCGCUGCAGCAUAAUGGAUAAACACAUUACAACUCUUGCUGAGGCUCAUAAUAAGCGGGGGAAGGACGAUGCGCGAUUCGCUCGUGUCGAUGUGCGGAAUGUGCCUUUUAUUGUUGAGAAAUUGAAGAUUCGGGUAUUGCCCUGCGUUCUUGGGUUUAUUGAUGGGGCCGUUGUGGAGAGGAUUACAGGUUUUGAAGGACUGGUUGAUAUGAAUGCUUUGAUGGGCAAGAAAGGUGCUGCGGACAGCAGUGGUGACGAGUUUAAAACAAGCAUGUUGGAGUUUAGGCUUGUUCAGAGUGGGCUAUUGAAAAAUGCGGUAUUGUAUGGGGAUAACGUCGACGAUGACGACGAUGAUAGGGAUGAGGAUGAGGUUAAUGAGAGAACGGGGAAACGGAAAACCAUACGGACAGGGAAAACGAUGAAAAGAAGAGACGAUGGCGAGGAGGAUGACUUAGACUGGGAUUGA
Arthroderma uncinatum is the source of this 825-nucleotide messenger RNA. Its product is annotated as thioredoxin domain-containing protein c. The transcript has a single exon. Gene Ontology annotation, cellular component: cytoplasm. Lineage: Eukaryota; Fungi; Ascomycota; Eurotiomycetes; Onygenales; Arthrodermataceae. Bases 1 to 825 code for a protein of 274 amino acids. The record is from RefSeq and is a predicted model, not a curated record.